AUGUCUUGGAGAAGCCUUAAUGUCGGUGUUGUCGGUGGUGGUAUUGGAGGCAUGUCCGUUGCACUUGCCCUCCGCCGCGCUGGACACGAAGUGACCAUCUACGAGAAGUCGGACUUUGCUGGUGAAGUGGGUGCUUCGGUAUCUUGUGCUGCUAAUGGAACCCGAUGGCUUCAUGAGUGGAAGGUUGAUAUCGCCAAGGGCGAUCCUGUGGUGUUGAAGAAACUUAUCAACCGAGACUGGAAGACAGGCGAGCCUGUCAGUGUAUACGACUUGGCAGACUAUGAGAAGCGAUGGGGAUAUGUUUAUAACAUGUUCCAUCGGCAGUAUAUGCACACCAUGCUGAAGGAUUCAGCAAUGGGCGAGGGCGAUGGACUUCCCGCGACACUCAAAGUCAACCACAAAUGUCGCGAUAUUGACCUUGAAAACGGCACAAUUACUUUCGAAAACGGAGUCACAGCACAGCACGAUCUCAUCGUCGGCGCCGACGGUAUCGGAUCAGCCGUCCGAGGAAUCAUCGGCAUCACACCUGCAAAGCGACCCUCCGAUCAGAGCUGUCUACACACAAACGUCAAGUCCGAAGACGCCAUCAGACUCGGUCUAGUCAACUAUGCUGCCAACGACGCACUCGAGUACUGGGGAGGUCAAGAAGGGAAAUGGGACAAGAUCGUGCUGUCCCCUUGCAACGGCGGAAAGCUCCUCUCAUACUACUGCUUCUUCCCCCGAGACCAAGGCGACUAUUCAACACAAGCAUGGGGAGCCCAAGAUCGCCCUGUCGAGGAACUCCUCAACCCAUACCCACAACUGGAUAGACAAGUCUUUGAGCACUUGAAGAUCGGAACGGAGAUCAAGCCUUGGCGUCUCUGGGUUCAUGAACCGUAUCCGUAUCUCCAGCGCGGUAACACUUGUCUGCUUGGCGAUGCGGGACACCCAAUGAUGCCCCAUCAGAGCCAAGGUGCUUGCAUGGCUAUUGAAGAUGCCGCUGCACUGGGGAUCUUGUUCAACAAAGACUAUUUCCACGGUGAUAUUGCUCAAGCCCUUGCCGUGUAUGAGGAGGUGCGUCUGCCUCGCGUGACGAGAGUGCAGAGCGCAGCAGCGAAGGCAGCGUAUAAUAUCAACGAGCGAAUCGGUGAGUUGAAAAAUUUGUCGGAAAGUAACCCCGCAAAACAAAAACUAACUCAGUCCAAGGCUUCUCUGUUAACAAGGAUAUCCCCACGUACCAAGUCGAGGAUGUUAAGAAGGUUCUUACUAUUGAAGAGAUGA
Molecule: messenger RNA, 1260 nt
Organism: Penicillium salamii
Lineage: Eukaryota; Fungi; Ascomycota; Eurotiomycetes; Eurotiales; Aspergillaceae
Source: the annotation of a GenBank genome assembly